Molecule: messenger RNA, 3726 nt
Organism: Panonychus citri (citrus red mite)
Lineage: Eukaryota; Metazoa; Arthropoda; Arachnida; Trombidiformes; Tetranychidae
Product: calcitonin gene-related peptide type 1 receptor-like
Exons: 9
Coding region: 482-1768 (428 amino acids)
Biological process (GO): adenylate cyclase-modulating G protein-coupled receptor signaling pathway; cell surface receptor signaling pathway
Cellular component (GO): plasma membrane
Molecular function (GO): calcitonin receptor activity
Source: RefSeq, a predicted model, not a curated record
ACUUUAAUUUGGUUUACUAACCAACGUGUUAACUACACUACGAGUUUUAUAUUAUUUGUGAUGAAUUACCGAUUAAUUGUUAUUUCUGUGAAUAAGUGAACAGUUGAACAAUUGAGAAUAUCUGAUUCUGUAAAGUUCUCGUCGAUUCUUUUACAAUUCUGAGUUCGAAAGGUACAAAAGUUGAUGAGAAAAAAUAUUCUAAUAAAACGAAGUAGUUAUCUUAUCCGAUACUCGAUGGCAGCUUCUUACUCUUUCAUCUUAAUCAUUUUACUCACUCGAUUCAUGAUGAAACUUUCAUUCAUCUCACCAUUUAUUCAGUGAUUUGUAUCACAUUUGAGAUUCAAUUGAGUUUCUCAUCUUGUCAUAGGUUUUUUUACACAUUAAGGUAACUAAAUAUAAAUUGUUUAAACUGUUGAUUGUUAAGAAAAACAAAAGUGAAUCGGAAAGAGACACAAUCAACAAUUUAGCAAUAAUUUUUGUGAUGUUUCCCUCAUCAAUUGCAUCCUCAUCAUCAUCAACUCUAACAGCAAACACAACAACAACAACAACAACAAUUUCAUCACUUUACUCAUCAUUAAAUGACAAUGUUACCCAAUCAAUUGACGGACCUUUAGCCAAGGCUCUAGAAAAGUGUCAACAAGAGGUUCUUUCAGCUCCACCAAUUGACCCAACACUCAAAUACUGUCCAAGGGCAUGGGAUGGUUGGGGCUGUUGGAACGACACUCCGCCAGGUCAAACGGCUUACAUACCAUGUCCAAUAGCCGUUGUUGGAUUUAGAUCUGAUCAAUUGGCAUUCAAAUUAUGUCUCGAAGAUGGGAAUUGGUUUCGACAUCCGGAUACGAAUAAAACUUGGAGUAACUAUACAACGUGUGUAGACAAAGAUGAUCUCAAGUUUCGCCAAGCAGUGAACAACCUGUACAUUAUUGGCUACUCAGUUUCAGUUCUAGCACUUAUCAUAUCCUUAAUCAUAUUCCUAUCUUUCAAAUCACUGAAAUGUACAAGAAUAACAAUUCAUAAAAAUUUAUUCAUUUCUUUCAUAAUAAAUAAUCUUAUGUGGAUCCUGUGGUAUACACUGGUUGUAUCUGAUGUUGAGGUUGUUCAGGCAAACAGGUGGUAUUGUCAACUACUCCAUGUUCUGGUUCACUAUUUUUUACUUGCCAAUUAUUCAUGGACAUUCUGUGAGGGUUUAUACCUUCAUACCCUCCUGGUUGUGGCCUUUGUGGCUGAAGAAAAGAUCAUGAAAUGGUUUUAUGUGAUCGGCUGGGGAGUACCUUUAAUAUUUAUCGGUUUUUAUGCUGGAUUUCGUGGCUUAUCUUACAAUGGAGAAACAAAUUACUGUUGGAUUGAUGAAAGUAAAUAUUCUUGGUGGUAUACUGGUCCAGUUCUUGUAUCAUUUGUGCUCAAUUUAUUUUUCCUUGUAAACAUUGUUCGAGUGCUGGUAACCAAGAUGAGAGCAGUUAACUCUCCUGAUGCCCAUCAGACACGGAAGGCAGUUAAAGCAACGCUCAUCUUACUUCCCUUGUUAGGGUUACACUUUUUGGUUACUCCAUUCCGACCUCCUGAAGGGACUCAUGCUGAGGAGGUUUAUGAGAUUGUAGCUGCUUUGGUUGCCUCACUUCAGGGUCUUUGUGUUGCUAUUCUGUUCUGUUUCUGUAAUGGUGAAGUCAUUUCUCAGUUUAAAAAACGAUGGACUCAAAUCGCGUUGACACAUGGAGACAAUCGUCGAAUGUCUUAUGCAGCAACAAGUGUCUCGAGUGUUGCCCUUUAGUUAACUCAUGUAAUACUAUCAUGAAUUCAGGAAUAAGAAUGAAAAAUGAUGAAAAGAAAAGGAGGAUUUAUUAUUAUAUCUUCUUCUUCUCAGAUCAACAAUCAAUUACCAAUUGAAUCUAUUAAUCCAUUUCUAUUGAAUCAUAUCAUCUAUUUGCACCCUCAUCUCUUUUCUCAACUUAUCUUCAGGGAGACCUGAAACCACACCUAUUAUGUUAUUUGAAUUUUUCUUUUCGUUAGAACUUUUUUCUCUCUUAUUUUCUCAUUUUUUUCCAAUUUCCAAAGUUAAACUCCAUCAAAAUGAUCACAUUAUAAUCACUCAUCCUUAUCCCAAUUCCUCCCAUUUUUUUCUCACCAAACGUCUCGUAUUAAUAUAUCAUCGUAAUCAUAUUAUAAAUACUCAGUUUCUAAGAUGAUUUUAUCAAAAUUUCGAGAGUUUUAAUACUCAUAAAUGUAUAUAUAUAAGAAGAAGGAAAAUUUAUUUCCAAUUUCGACCUGGAAAAAAAAAGUUCUAAUCUGUUAUUAUUAUGGAUUGAAGGGUAAGAGCAUUUCGACUUCUCGUAAAUCCCAAGAUUCUCCUAAAUUAAUAAAUGCAACUGAUCUAAAAAUUAUCCAUAGUCGAAUGUGUCUCCAGUUAAUAUAUAUGUAUGUUCAAAAUCGUAAAUAUUUCACAUAACAAAAACUCUUGAUCCUCUUCAGGAUAACUCAAGAUGUAACUUUUAAUACUUUAGUGGUAAUUCAGAUUCAUCUGAUGAAAAUCAAUAAUGAUGCAAAUGUUGAUAAAAUUUUCAUUUAUGUCAAACUAAUAAUUUCAACUACUCAGAGAGAGUUACAUCAAAGAUAGAAAGAAGAGAGAGAGACAAAUCAACUUGAACUUUGAAAUAUUCUCACGACAGAUUCAGUUUUCACCCAAUUCAAUGUGAUAGAUAACAAUGAGUUUUUUUCCAAUAAGUGUCACAGUAUAAGUGACACAAUAAACUCAAUGGGUUGUCAUUUAUGUUCAAGAACAACAGUGAACUUUAUAUAUAUACUUAUAUAAGAAGAUUAAUCUUCAUCGAUAUCAAGGUAAUUGAGAAAUGCCAAUAAGUUAUCAUCCAUUACAAGAAUACCCAGAAUUUCAUACCCUGAAAUAUAUUAUACGCAUAUUGUUCAGAAGAUUAUCAAAUUUCAAAUAGGAAACUGGAUUUAAAUUGUUAAUUGAAAUAUUUGAAAUCUAAUCAGUAUCUCUUGUCUAUCAUUAAUCUUUACAACAAUUAGAUAAUCUUUUGAGUCAAUUCAUUGAUUUGAGUUAAUAUGGAUAACUGAAUAAGCGUCAAUAUUGAAUUCUUAUCAUCAUUAUCAUCAUCAUCAUUAAUGAUUGAAUAUAUAUCUCAGUGAAUUAGGUUUGCGUGUUAAAAGCUUAUUGAUAACAUAUUAAGAAAGUAAAAACGAGAGACUAAUUUUAACAUUGACCUUUGAUAAUGAUUCCAAUUCCCUAUUAUUAUCCCAAAUCCUGAUCACUCACUGAACAUGAACCUCAAUCUUUUUCCACCCAAUUCCAAAGAGAAUCAUGAUAAUUUCCAAUUUUCGAAGGCAUAAAACUUUGUUUCAAUUCGCACAUAAUUGAGUAUCAUCAUGUAAUCAGCAUCCGACGAACAAAGAUUCAAAUGAUUAAAACGAAUCACCUUUUUAUUUUCAUAUUCUUUCAUUUAGUUUCCUUAAAGAGCAAAAAAGUUUUUCUUUUACAUGUUAAUCCCCAAUGAAUUUUCACUCAGCACGAUAACUUGUUGAAACUUUUUAUUUUAUUUUCUUUUUUGUUUCCACCAAAAAAUCAAUCAUUAUAUACAUGAGAAAAUCUCAAUGCACAUUAUGUAUGUUAACCUUUUCUCUCUCUUUCUUUCUCUUGUUCUCCAUCUCCUAAACUUUAUCCUUUCCGUUUCCUGGUUUCACUUUCUCUUUUAUUCCCUUUUUCUUUUCUCC